This is a messenger RNA of Lasiodiplodia theobromae, 939 nucleotides long. Its product is annotated as G protein-coupled receptor-like protein. The record is from RefSeq and is a predicted model, not a curated record. Lineage: Eukaryota; Fungi; Ascomycota; Dothideomycetes; Botryosphaeriales; Botryosphaeriaceae. The transcript is spliced from 5 exons. The coding region runs from base 1 to 939 and encodes 312 amino acids. Gene Ontology annotation, molecular function: monoatomic ion channel activity. Gene Ontology annotation, biological process: monoatomic ion transport. Gene Ontology annotation, cellular component: plasma membrane; endoplasmic reticulum.
AUGAUCCACCCCGAGCAGGUUGCCGACAUGCUGAGGAAGACGUCGUCGUUGCUCGUCCCCACGAGCACCGCCUCGCCUACUCCCAUCGACCCUGUGCCGACCGUCGUUCCCGACCACCCGCACUACCAGAAUGCCGGUGAGGCCGGCGCCAGGACGCUCUGGGUCGUCUUUGUCCUGAUGCUGCUUGGCACCAUCAUCUUCUCGGGCCUGUCUUGGACUGUCCCCACGUCUCGCCGCCUGUACCAUGUCGUUACCACCCUGAUCACCACCGUUGCGGCUCUUUCGUACUUCGCGAUGGCAACUGGUCAUGGCGUGACGUAUCACCACACCAGGAUCCGCGAAUCCCACAAGCACGUCCCCGACACCUACCAUGAUGUCUACCGUCAGGUCUACUGGGCUCGCUACGUGGACUGGGCCUUGACCACUCCGUUGCUGCUUCUCGAUCUUUGCCUGCUGGCUGGAGUCGACGGCGCCCACACUCUGAUGGCCAUUAUUGCCGAUGAGAUCAUGAUCCUCACUGGUCUGUUCGCCGCCUUUGGCAACGAGGGUACUCCUCAGAAAUGGGGCUGGUAUGCCAUUGCUUGCAUUGCCUACCUUGUUGUCAUUUGGCACCUUGUUAUCCACGGCCGCGCCAAAGCUUUCGCCAGGGGCGGCAACGUCAGCAAGCUUUUCGGCUCCCUUGGUCUCUUCACCUUGAUUCUUUGGACUGCCUACCCCAUCGUCUGGGGUGUCGCAGACGGCUCCCGCAAGGCCACUGUCAAUGACGAGAUUAUUGCGUAUGCCGUCCUGGACCUUCUUGCCAAGCCAGUCUUCGGCCUCUGGCUCUUGCUCAGCCAUGCCAAGUUGCCUGAGACAAACGUGGAGCUCGGUGGCUAUUGGACCCAUGGCCUUACUGGCGAGGGCUCCAUCCGCAUCGGUGACGACGAUGAGGGCGCGUAA